This is a messenger RNA of Cryptococcus amylolentus CBS 6039, 523 nucleotides long. Its product is annotated as V-type ATPase, F subunit, variant. The transcript has 4 exons. Gene Ontology annotation, molecular function: proton-transporting ATPase activity, rotational mechanism. The coding region runs from base 35 to 367 and encodes 110 amino acids. Gene Ontology annotation, cellular component: proton-transporting V-type ATPase, V1 domain; fungal-type vacuole membrane. Gene Ontology annotation, biological process: proton transmembrane transport. NCBI's taxonomy places the organism in Eukaryota, Fungi, Basidiomycota, Tremellomycetes, Tremellales, Cryptococcaceae. The record is from RefSeq and is a predicted model, not a curated record.
GGUCUCUCCUUUCUCUACUCUGACAAUCAUUAUCAUGGCUGCCACUACCAAUAACCCCAAAGACAGAAACCUCAUCGCCGUCAUUGGAGACGAGGACACAGUCACAGGCAUGCUUCUUGCCGGAAUAGGCAAUGUGGAUAAAGAUCACGAAAAGAACUUUAUGAUUGUAGACUCGAAGACACAAGAAGGUGUCAUCCAGAGCACAUUCAAUAAAUUCACAGAGAGGAAGGACGUUGCCAUUCUCCUGAUCAACCAGCACGUUGCUGAACGGAUAAGGUCAGACGUCGACAAGUAUACAGCUGCGUUCCCUGCACUCCUAGAGAUUCCCAGUAAGGACCACCCAUACGGUACGUGGUCGAGAAAAUGAGGUCGGGUCAUGCUGUAUGCUCACAACCGCCCGUAGACCCCGCCAAGGACUCGGUCUUGAAACGUGUACAGAAACUGAGAGGAGACUAGACUGGAAGCGACGUGGCUGUCACACGUACUGUAAUAUACUAUGUAUGCGAACCAUUCACAUAUAGCU